CUCCUCCACUGAGCUUUUAGGAAAGGGAGGCUGACUCCUCUGCUUAGCCUCUGAAGUUUUCCGAUACAUUUAAUCGGUCCAAAGAUGGACUAAACAACACAUUAUGAGCUGUGGACUUUGUUAUGGGAUGUUAAGGAGGCCACUGUAAGAAAGCAGAAGGAUUUUGGGGAAUUAAUUACUCUUUCACCACAGGCUCUUCCUGGAAGAAGAGGGAGAUGGGGGCUGGAGCAAUAACCAUCUGUCACAACAAAGCAGCGGUGCAGAUUAAGGAGGACAUGAAGUGGAUGGUGCAGUUGCCCAUGAUCAAACCUUCUCCGGUCACCGGCACAGGGGGAGAGAAGAUCUUUGGUGUGUCCCUGAUGGAGUUGAGAGAUCUGGGGCUGGUCAAGGACGGGGUUCCUGUGGUGGUCCGGUGUAUGGUGGAGUAUCUGGAAAAGCAUGGUCUUCGUCAGGAGGGUCUGUUCAGAGUGAAUGGCAGUGUGCGGACAGUGGAUAACCUGCGCCAGAGGUUUGAUGGUGGAGAAGAGGUGGAUCUGCAUCAGGAAGCAGACGCCUUUGCAGUUGCCAGUUUACUGAAGCAGUUUUUGAGGGAUCUACCUGAAGGUCUCAUCCAUCCCUCCAUCCACAAUCCUCUCAUUCAGCUGCACCAGGAAUCUAAUGAGGAUGACUUCUGUAAGGACCUGUGUGAGCUCCUACAUCAGCUGCCAGAUAUCCACUACAGUCUCCUGCAUUACCUAUGUCACUUCCUGUCCAAGGUGGAACAGGAACACGCUCAUAACCGCAUGACUGCGACCAACCUGGCCACAGUGUUUGGGCCCAAUGUCUUCCAUGUGUCAUCUGGUUUCGAUGGUAUACGGGAGCAGAAUAUCUGUAAUAACAUUAUGGCCAAGCUGAUCCAGAAGUACAGCGCCAUCUUUGAGUCUGUGGUGGAGAGAAGACCGAUUGAAGAGGAACCUUCAAACAUCAUCAUGGUCAAAGAGGCCAACACAAACACUGAAAACACAGAGACGGCACCUUACAACCCUGUCCCAAAGGCACAUGCUCCACGUGUCAAGAAGAUGAAGGUCACUCAGUGCACUCCAGUUGAAAAUACAGAUUCCUCAAGAGAAAAGGAAUCAAGUUCAGACAACCCUAUACCGACACCAAGAAAAAAGAAGGUCACUCCUUGCACUUCAGUUGACAAUACAGGCCCGUCAAGAGAAAGUGAGUCAAGUCCAGACAAUCCUGUACCCACACCAAGAAAAAAGAAGGUGAAGAAGAUAAAGACAGAGGAAAUGCCUAGAUCUUUUCCUCAACCGGCCCCCUCUGGUGAUCCCGACUCCAGGCUUUUGUCCCAUCGUCCGGACAAAAGCCCUCUGCACAGUCCAGACCGGAGCAUCAGCCUCAGUGUUGACGGCAUGAAUCUGACCCAUCAGACCGUAAGCUCCGCCACAUCCACAGAGACCUUCAACAGCCUCCAAGAAGAUGAAAGACCAAUAUCUCCUUUCUAUAUUAGCUCACAGAUCUCUCCUAGACACUGCAGAUCUGACUUAACAAAUUUUCUGGAGAAGACCAUUCGCUCAGCAGUCGAGCAGCACCUCUUCAACACACACAUGCACACAGGUUCAGAGGGCUUGGAUCCGACUGCCCACUUUUCAUCUCCUGUGACAACGGCCCGAGAGAGGAGGAGACAUCUACGAGAACAGGAGCAGAACUUCAGGGUCGAGGGUGAUAAAGAGAACAUCCCGUCUCCGGGUGUGAGGGUCACAGAGGAGGUUGACGGGCGUCUCCUGCUGCCACACGAGGCUCAGAGAAACAGGAAGCCCAAACACAGUCCCACACUGACUGAGCUCUCUGACAACCAGGACGCCCUCACUCUAAUGGACUGCCAAGUGCCACCUGGGGCAUACGAUAGAAAUGCUACAGAAAACAUGGCUGAUAACAGGGGGAACCAUCAAAAGGAACACGGGUUAAAUUUUAUUCAGACGCCUGCCAUGAAGAUCCAGGAGGCUCUUAGUGGUGCAGAGCCGUGCGACGAUGUCCCUCGACUGGACCUUUCUACUCUGACAGACGACAGCAACUGGGCAGAUUCUCAUUUCUUUAGCGCACCUUUCCUUGAUUUCAAAAGCCUUUUAAAAUCAAGUCACAAUGAGGAACCAGUGCCGGCCUACUCGUCGUGGCAAAGGGAGAGUAUGGACCGCGAGGAAGCUCGUCUGUCUCCCCACGCCGGUGGCAAGCUGAUUCGCCAACUCCUGGAGGAGGACAGUGACCCAAUGGUCUCACCUCGGUUCUACGCUUAUGGAGACGGUCAGCAGUAUCUGGACGACACCGAGGUUCCUCCAUCACCACCCAAUGCCCACUCCUUUGUCAGUAGGCGAAGAAGUUCAUCGUUAGGCUCCUGCGACGACGACCGGGAAGAGUUGACAUCUGCUCAGCUUUCAAAGCGGAUCCACGUACUCAAGAAGAAGAUCCGGAGGUUUGAGGAGAAGUUCGAGGAUGAGCGCAAAUACAGGCCUUCACACGGCGACAAAGCUGCCAAUCCAGAGGUUCUGCGCUGGAUGAAUGAACUGGCCAAGAUGCGCAAAGACUUGAAAGAUCACAAGUUGCUAAAGUCAGAAGAGGAUUUGACGCCCAUCCCCCGCCAGCGUAGCAACACGCUUCCCAAGAGCUUUGGGUCUCAGCUGGAGAAGAAAGCUCCUGAGACCAAAGCCCCCAAACCUCCUGUGGAGAGUACACUGGAUGCAGUCAUGAACAAACUGCAGGAGAAACGCAAGGAGGCUGGCCGACCUGAAGACAUUAAGGACAUGACCCGUGAGCAGAUUGGAGCAGAAAAAGUGGCCCUUCAGAAAGCUCUUCUAUAUUAUGAGAACAUCCAUGGGAGACCAAUCACCAAGAAUGAGAGGCAGGUCAUGAAGCCUCUGUAUGACCGGUACCGACUCGUCAAACAGAUCCUCUGCAGAGCUUCCGCCAUUCCAGUCAUCGGCUCGCCUUCCAGCAAGCGCAGAGGCCCCCUGCUGCAGCCCAUUAUCGAGGGUGUACCAGCCCUGUUCUUCAGCGACACAAAGGAGGAGGAGGAUGGCUCGGACGACGACAGCGACACCAGGACACAGUUCACGGUCACGGUUAAGCCGGAGCUGAGCAUGCUGGGACUUCUUGACCAGCUGGAUGAGGACACAGAUGGUUUCAUCUCACCUGUUGAUGAACUAUCACCCUCCAAGAACACCAUGGACAUGAGAUUGUCCAAUUUGCAUGCUGCUACGAUGCAGGAACUUGUGGAGCAACUCCAGGAAGCCCGUGAGGAAAAGAAAAGAAUCCGCCAAAACCUCCGUGAAUUUGAGGAUGAGUUCUUCAAACAGAAUGGAAGAAACGUGCAAAAGGAAGAUCGCUCACCCUUGGCUGGGGAAUACAAUGAAUACAAGCAUAUUAAAGCCAAGCUAAGGCUGUUAGAAGUGCUCAUCAGUAAAAGAGACUCCUCUAAGUUCAUCUAGUGCUCAGCUAAGACUUACUCCACUAGCCAAACAAGGACCAGCCACUGCUAUCCAAAGCAAUACAGUGGGUACAAAGACAUGUUUCUCUUGGACAAGUUUUACAGGCACAUUUGGCUUUGAAGGACACCAAGACAUGCCUGGAUCACCAAUAGCAGAUGUACAGUGCCGUUUGUUCCACUGUAGAGUGAUAAGGACUCAUGUUCUGCUUUUGACUUCUGAUUAUUUUGCAGUCUGCAAUGAGACCGUGGAUUUCAGAAUGCAAUCAGAUUACUUGCGAAUCUCUGAUCCCAAUUUCCUUGAAGCCCAGAAGAAUGUUUCUGUUAUAUUUGGUGUUGUGUUAUACGACAGUUCGUAUUGGUUUUUAGAUUGUUUUUUCUAUAUUAAUAUCACUGUAAUAUAGAAACAACUGUGUUUUCACAAUCAGGCACAAGCUUUGAAGAACAUUAAGCUAUUGCGUCUUAAAUUGCCUAUGUAUAUACUUAGAGAUGAGGAGAGUUUAUCAUUAUAGGAACUUUUAGUAUUUGAUGAAUUGAAGAAAGUAACCAAUUAAUGGAAGGAAGGCUCUCUGUAUAUUAUUUUUUGUUAUUUACUGGUGCCAUAAUUCAUGAAAAUGGCUUUAUUUUGAAUAUUAAUGCUUUUGAGAAAAUGCAUCAUUUGCAUUUGUUCAGCAUUUAUCUAAUUUCUCUCCCCUCCAUUUCUGAAGCUGUAAUCUUUAAGGCCAUUGACUAAGCUAGAAUUUACUCAAGUCAGUAAUUUUAUUUACGAAAGAAAAAAAAAUGUGCAAAUGAACAACCAAAAAAACAAAGGAAAAUAGUCUCUUGUUAUGCUGUAAUGGUGUAGAAACGCACAAACCAAGGUACUAUAAACCAGCUUUCAUUGUGCUUUUUUUUUUUUUUUUUUUGUUGUGUGUGUAUAUUUUUGUACUAAACAGUCUCCAGUGUCUAACUCACUGUUUAACAGUGAUGUGGGUGGAUCAAAUCCCCUCAAACACAUCUCUAUUGUUAGCCAGCAAUAGAAAGCGAACCUAUGGGGCCUCACUGAGCGUUUGCGCCUGGUGAACGUGGAUACAAACCGAGUGAACACGUCACCCACUUCUCUUAUUCUCCAGAUUGGAAAAUUGUAGCGUGAAUUUUGUUUUUACUGAACGUGACAAGAAUGAUGGAUAAAGAUGAUGAAUACUGUGUGUACAUUUUAGUACAUGAUUGUAUUUGUAUUUUGUAUAUAUGAUAUAAAACCAAAAUAUUUUUUCUGACUA
Messenger RNA from Ctenopharyngodon idella (grass carp), 4722 nucleotides. RefSeq names its product family with sequence similarity 13 member A (gene fam13a). The coding region runs from base 216 to 3467 and encodes 1083 amino acids. Gene Ontology annotation, biological process: signal transduction. The record is from RefSeq and is a predicted model, not a curated record. Lineage: Eukaryota; Metazoa; Chordata; Actinopteri; Cypriniformes; Xenocyprididae. The transcript has 27 exons.